Messenger RNA from Polistes canadensis, 3123 nucleotides. RefSeq lists its product as uncharacterized. Gene Ontology annotation, biological process: positive regulation of actin filament bundle assembly. Gene Ontology annotation, molecular function: actin binding. Gene Ontology annotation, cellular component: Z disc; actin cytoskeleton; nucleus. The record is from RefSeq and is a predicted model, not a curated record. NCBI's taxonomy places the organism in Eukaryota, Metazoa, Arthropoda, Insecta, Hymenoptera, Vespidae.
UUGAAAGCAUUUUUAAAGAAAUGUCACGUAGCGAAUUACUGUAAAAAAAUGAAACAAUUGUUGGAAAAAAUCGAAGAAAAUUCGAAAUACAUAACAGAUUUAAGAUCAAAAAAAGUAUUUAAUUUACAAGACAUUGGUGAGAUUAAAAAUUGGGAAAAUGGUGUAAAAGUAGAGGGUACAAAUUUAGCGAAAUAUUAUGAUUCCUGGAUUAAGAUACAUCAAGAUCAGAAGAUGAAAGAUAUAACGCAAAAUGAUGAAUUGGGUAAAUACGAUUUCCUUAAUUUGACAAAAUCUAAAAGGAAAUCGAAUGAAGAGGAUGCGAUGAGUAGCGAAGAGGAAAGUGAUUUUGAAUUACGAAUGAAAGGGGAAGGUGAAGAAAAUGAUGAAGACGUAUCUGUAGAAGGAUCAAAAAAUAAAAAAUUGAAAAGAAAGAAAAAAUCAACGAAGAGUAAAGUGUCCGCUAAGAAUGCAGUAGUUUAUCAAAACAUGACCGAAGAAGAUGAUGACGAUGACAGUAAAGAAGAUAUUGUUACUGAUAUCAUAGACCCGGAUGAAGUAGAUUAUUGAAAUGAAUAAUUUUUAAAAUCUAGUCUAACUUUUGGAAAAAACUAAAAACUAUCUGUUUAGAAAUACAAUUAAUAUCAAAUGUAAAAAAAUAUUUUCAAACUUAGAUAUAUAUCUCAUUUAUCUAUUAGCCCUAUUGAAGGGAACAAAAAAAAAAAGGACACUUAAUAUAAUAAUUUUCUAAUAAAACUAAUAACAAUAAUUAUCUAUAUACUUCUUUUUUCAAAUCUCUCUAUUUCUAUUCGCAUAAAGAAAUUUAUAAUCCCCGUCCAUUCUCUAUUUAUCUAACAAACACAAUAUAUUAUAUAUUAGAGUACAAUUAUAUACAAAAGUAUUACUCAAGAAGCGUGUGUUUAACGUGAGGUGAAUCAAGGGCAACUACCCCAGAAGAUUGUAAACUUUCUUAAACAGUCAAAGAGAGAGAGAGAGAGAGAGAGAGAGAGAGAUUAUGUCUGUAGCAGUUGAAUAAGAAUAAGAAUAAGAAUAAGAAACCAAUUUAGAAAACAUCGAAACAUAGAGAAAGGGAAGAGGAAGGAAAGAAGAAAGAAAGAAAGAGAAAAUGAGAUAAAGGAACGUGUAAGAUAGAUCUGUCGUGACGGCAGAACGAACGGGCCACCGAUUCCUGAGGUGUCGCUUUUCGAUGGUCUAUUUUUACCAAAGACGAGCCAAGGCAGUCGGGAAGUUGGUAUAGCGACGGUUGGUCGCUAUUAUAAAGCACGGGCCGAGCGUGUUGUAAUUCACCGCAUUGCUGAAAUAUUUGCGAAACGUCGAAAAAGAUCAGAGAAAUGGGUCGUUGAUCAGGAUCAAGUUAAAACACCGAAUACUCCAAUUGGUGUAACAAAAAUACCCACUAGUUAUCCCUAUCAAUCGGAGAUGAACGGUAAUGGUAAAUAUUCGACGUUGCAACAAUCAUCACCUUAUCAACAAACGGAUAAAUCAUCAUUUUAUAAUCCAUUUGCGGUGGAUCUUUCUUUAGAUAACAUCAAUCCUCAAGUAACGGGCAGGUCUCAUCAUAAUAAUAAUAAUAAUCAUCAUUAUCACCACCACCACCAUCAACAACAACAACAACAACAACAACAUCGUCAUCGUUCCUGCCAAUUAACUAACGAUUGCAAUCAUUCAACGCAAAUCCAAAAAAUUUAUUUACGAGAAGUGGCAGUCGGCACGGACACCGAUUUUCCAACAAUCGAAAACAAAUAUUAUGAAUCUAAUAAAAAACAACAAGACGUUGUUGUACGUCGUGGCAAUGGUUUCUUAAGCAACGGUGUUAAAUCAAUCAACAACAACAAUAACAACAACAACAACAAAAAUGUUGUUAACAACGUUGAAAGGCGUUUUAACAAGCUGCUCGGUAACAAAACUAACUCUAACAACGCAACGCAAAUUUCUAACACUAAUAACAAAGAAAUGAAAAUUAUUAUUAAUAAUAAUAACAACAACAACAACAAUAAUAAAAGCAACAGCAAAAGCAACAAGAACAAGAACAAUCGGGAUAGUAUUAAACAACGUUUUAGCAAUAAUUUUUCUCAAGAUAAUUUUAUUAACGAUAGGACAAACAAAUUGUGGAAUAAAAAAUCGCAAGUUAUUAAACACGAACGAGAUAAUAUUGAAAGAUUAUCGGACAGUGAUGAUGAUGAUGAUGAUGAUGAUGCUGCUGCUGCUGCUGCUGUAAACAACGAGUAUACACCUGUUCCCGUUAAACAAUUGAUUCAAGAAUUUGAAAAAACUUGUAGACCGGUUUUACAAUACAAACAAAUAAGUCCUAAAGUUAUUCCUAUUGUUAAACAAUGUCCUAUUGACACCGAUAUAGCUCGUUUCUUUCAAACUAGAACUAAUGUUAAAUAUAAUGAACAAAUAACACGAGAUGAUGUAGAAGAAGACGAUGACGAUGACGAAGAUGACGACGAUGACGAUGAAGAAGAAGAUGAUGAUGAUGAUGAUGAAAUCGAAGAAAAAUAUAUACGCAGACGAACGAGUCGUGAGACUAGACGGGAAAAACAGGAAAUUAUAAACAAACUACCACCAGCACAACAACAACAACCACAACAACAACAACCACCAUCAUCAGUAAUUCAUCGUCAAUUACGAAUCGAUAAUGGAUAUUUGUCAACCGAUGAAACAGAAUACACAUCUGAUUCGGAUUCAUUGCAAACAUAUGAUUACAAGGAUUACAAUAAAGACGAGACGUAUCGUUAUAAACAAAUAACAUCCAAUUUAAAUGGAAAUGGUUCAACGAUUAUCGAUCAAUAUUCAUCGAAUAUAAUUAACGACAAUGAAUAUUUAGAAAAACGACGAAGAUCAUCUGCAACGUCACAAGAAUUAGAAUCCUAUUGCAAUGGAAACGUUAAAUUUGUUAACGAGGAUUCUGUAUUACCUGCACAAGCUAAAUCAUUUUUAUUAUCUAUGGUUGCCUCGCAAGAUGACAUAUUAAAACAAAUCAAACAUCUACGGAAUACACCAGUAUUGGAUAAUCUUUUACCUGGUGGUGUUAUCACACCAGAACCCAAAUUUACUGACUCUUGUUCGGAAGUAGGCAAGUUAAUAAGCAUGCGCUUUUAA